UGUAGAUGACGGACACGUGACAGAAAGUCUGUCCCGGACUCCCAGUACAGUAGAUUCCAAGAUGGCUGCAAGCAAUUAUUAUGGAUUCACGCAUGGUGCCGGUCCUCAGUACAGCGUUCAGCCUCCACCAGCCUAUGCCCAUCCCACCACAGCCAGCUACAAUGUCCAGCCGGCCCCUACCGUGGCCCAUGCAGUGACUGCCUCCUAUGCUCCUGCCCCUGCACAACCAGCCAGGCCUGUUGCCUCUGCCUACCCGGUGGCCUACCAGACCCACGCUACCCCCCCAGACUAUGGCUACCGGCAGCCGGACCCCACGCCCCAACCCACCACCACCCCACAGACAUACCAGCUACCGAUAUACACUGAAACGGAUAACUACAGUUACGGACGCCUGCCUGCAGCCACUAGUUAUGAGACUAAGCAAUACUACCAGACUAGUAUAGCUCCAGCCCAUCGGACGCCAACAGAAGCUUACUACCAGACAGGCGUGAAGAGUGGCUACAGUCCAGUCAGCACAGUAUACAGCCAGCCGCCACCACCACAGAGGCAUGUCACAACUUUAAAGCCUCUGGCCCCUGCCAGCUCAGCGUCCACCAGCUACAACAUCUACCCAGUGUCCACCAGUGUACAGCAGCCCCCCAUCUCGUCUUACACCCCCUGCUCGUCCUUCAGCUCCACAGCUGGCACCUACUCUGGCGUCAGCUACUCUACUUAUGAUUCAAGUGGCUACACUUCCACCCCCUCAUACUACCAGCCUGCCCAGCUACCACCUCCUCAGCCCCAGCCGCCCCCGCAGCAGUCCCAUCCGCCUCCCAAGCAGCUCACCAGCUCCUCCUGGAGCAAUGCGGGCAGCAACAUGGUGGCUGCUCCCACGGUCAACGCCUACAAGAAGCCCAUGUUCCACCAGAACAAGCUUCAGAAGCCGAAAGCACCGCCCAAGCAACCCCAGCUGCACUACUGCGACAUCUGCAAGAUCAGCUGUGCUGGACCGCAGACGUACCGAGAGCACCUCGAGGGCCAGAAGCACAAGAAGAAGGAUGCAGCUCUGAAGUCUGGCAGCGCAGGGGGGAGCAACGGGCCCCGGGGGAUUCAGACCCAGCUACGCUGUGAACUAUGUGACAUUGCCUGCACUGGCGUAGACGCGUACGCUGCCCAUAUCCGAGGGGCCAAGCACCAGAAGGUGGUGAAGCUCCACACCAAACUAGGCAAACCUAUACCUUCAACUGAGCCUGUUUUAGUGAACAAUGCUCCAAUUAUCUCAACGUCGACAGCUGGGAAGACAACCCCUAUUGUUACGGCAACUGCUCCGGUAGCGCCACCCAAACUGGUGGUCGUAAACGCCACCAAGGCCCCAGCACCUGUGAAGAAGCCAGUCGCACCCAAAAUAACCCUUCUUGCCAACAAGUCGGCCACCCCUCCAGUAGCCAAGGAGAAUGAAGCCAAGCAGUCAGCAACAGUGUCAAAGAGUGAGACCACGAGUGACGAUGAGGACGGGGAUGGAGUGGGGAGGCAGGGCGACGUCCAGCCUGUAGGACAUGACUAUGUGGAGGAGGUGCGUAAUGAUGAUGGGAAGGUAAUUCGCUUCCACUGUAAACUCUGUGAAUGCAGUUUCAAUGACCCCAAUGCUAAAGACAUGCACCUGAAGGGACGCAGACACCGGCUGCAGUACAAGAAGAAGGUGAACCCAGAGCUGCCGGUGGAGAUCAAGCCCAGUAAUCGGGCCAGAAAGCUGCAAGAGGGCAAACUGAGGAAGCAGAAGGCUGUGCUGAAGAGACAGCGGGAUGACGAGCAGCGCUGGCACUUGGAGAUGAGGUCAGAGCCAGACGGCAGCUGGCACACAGAGAUGAGCCGCUAUGAGGAGGACAUGUACUGGAGGAGGAGGGAGGAGGAGCAGUUGUACUGGGGGGAGCAGAGGCACAUGAUGCCCCCCCCUCCACUCAUGAGCCGGCCCGGCAUGCCAGUUCCCCCCCUACUGCAGCCUGUGCGUCGGCCGGACUCCCCAGACGACCGCCACAUCAUGGCCAAACACUCCACCAUCUACCCUGUGGAGGAGGAGCUGCAGGCGGUGCAGAGGAUCGUCUCCCACACUGAGAGAGCCCUCAAACUGGUGUCUGUCUCCCUGCUGGAGAAAGAGCCUCCGUCGGCUGCUCCGUCGGCUGCUCCGUCGGCUGCUCCGUCGGCUGCUCCGUCGGCUGCUCCUUCGGCUGCUACAGAGGCUGAUGCUGGAGAGAAAGGACCGGACAACCAGGCGGCCCGUAUGCUGAAGGGGGUGAUGAGGGUGGGCAUCCUGGCCAAGGGCCUGCUGCUCCAUGGGGAUAGGAACGUGGAGCUCAUUCUGCUGGCUGCCAAGAAGCCCACCCUCUCUCUGCUGAAGGACAUUGCUGAGCAGCUGCCCAAAGAAAUGGCGCCAUUUUCUGAAGAUCAGUAUGAGGUGAAGGCUCACCCUGAGGAAGCCAACAUCGUGAUUUUUUCGAGCAAGGAGCCAAAAAUGCAGGUCACCAUCUCUCUAACCUCGCCACUGAUGAGGGAGGACCCUGCCCCUGACAAGGAGGAAAAGGCAGGAGACAAAGCGGCUGAGAAAGGGGUGCCUGAGAAAGACCCUGCUGAUGUUCUGAACCAGAACAAGUGCCUGGAAUACCUAGCUGCUCUGAGACACGCCAAGUGGUUCCAGGCUCGUGCCAAUGGUCUUCAGUCCUGUGUGAUCAUCAUUAGAGUGUUACGGGAUCUUUGCCAGCGAGUGCCAACAUGGGGCAAGAUGUCAUCCUGGGCUAUGGAGCUGCUGGUAGAGAAGGCCAUCAGCAGUGCCACAGGGCCCCUCAGCCCAGGGGAAGCCAUGCGUAGGGUCCUGGAAUGUAUCGCUACUGGCAUCCUACUGCCAGACGGUCCUGGGCUGCUGGACCCCUGUGAGAAACACCAAACCGAUGCUCUGUGGAGCAUGACCAAACAAGCCAGGGAAGACAUUACUGCCAGCGCACAGCAUGCUCUGCGACUGCUGGCGUUCCGUCAGAUCCACAAGGUUCUGGGGAUGGAUUCCCUGCCGGCGUCCAAGGCCAGCGCUCGGAACCGUAAGCGCAGAAGGGACGGGAGCGAGACAGGGGAGGGGGAGGUCAAGAAAGACAAGAAGGAGGAUACAGAAGAGGUGGAUGCUUGAUCUCUGACAGAGCAGUGUUAGCUUGGAUGGCAGUCUGGUUUUGCUUCUAAUGUUGGCAUGAUAAUGAUAGAGUAAAACAAACAUAUCAGCACCCAGGCUAUAGCAGGUUAGUCGUCUAUACUGGCAGAAUGUCACAUCCUUUACAUUUAUUUUUAAUUUUCAGAAUCUAUAUGAAUAUAACUGACUUAGUUGUAACUUGUAUGUCUCCACUAGAAGGAAUGGGAUAGGAAAGGUAAAGAUGAUUUACUCUUAAAAUUGUGCUGAAAAUUGGCUUUAACGUCAGACUGACUUACUGAGGUUUCUAGGAGCUAAUGACUGAUAGUCUGGUCCCAGAUCUGUAUGUGCUUCAUGACAACAAUCAUAAGAGGAGUUUGCUAAAGCACAUACUGAUCUGGAACCAGGCUAAAUGAUUGCAUCAUUCCAUUUCCAGAAUAUUUGCCCACUCAACUUCUGAAGCCCUCCCAUUUACAGUACUUGUACCAACCACUGUUCCUUACAUUGUUUUGUAUGUACUGUAAGGACUUUUCCCCCCUGCUUUUCUUAUUGAAGAGAAGAUGUAAUCAUUUACUGUACAGGCCAGUUAUAUACUGAAGACUGCAGGAGUUACUAAUUUAGGUACAUAUAUUGGGUUUAUUUUCAUCCUGCCCACAGCUGGCAGCACCCAAAUAAUCAUCACUUCAGAGCGCAGCUGCACAGGACCAGAUCGUAAUGCCCAUGGUCAAUUUGGUUUGACAUUUGAUAUCGCUAUGGGGUUAGUUAGGGACCUUCAGUAAAUUACACAAUGUACAUGGGACAACAUUUAAAAAUAUCAAUAGCUCCAAAUUUCAAUGACUUGACAUCAAACCAACUAUACAUUUUAGAAAUGAAUAUACAAAUAUUGAAAUAAUUUAAAGAGAACAGGUGUGCAACAUGAAGUUAUUGUCUCAUUUACAUUGUGUAAUUUAUUGACAGUCCCUAACUAGCUCCACAGACAGGCAAUCCAAAGUCAACCCAAUUUUGCCACAGUUGCACACCAGGCGGCUGAAGCGACUUGGUGAAAGAUGUUGGCUAACUUACUAGCAAGACUACUUCGAGACAUGGUUAGACUGGUUCAAGUUAUCUAGAAGGGUGAGUGAAUGUAACUGUACUGUUUUGGCAUAGUAAAAGUACAAAUACUUCCCAUGUUCAAACACAAGACGAGUAACCCACAUCAAAGCACGCCUCCGAAACCGUUCUGUCGCAUUUCCUAAUGAGACUUGAAACCAAGUUCAGCCCCCCUUUAAAGACCGACAUUAGUACAUUAAAGUAAGUUUUUUUAAAAUGUACAGUUCAUUGUGCCAAAAUUGCAGGCAAUGACAAAUAAAAUGCUAAAGCUGUAAAGAGCCACUCUGAAAACAGCGCUUUGAAAAGCACUCUCUCUGUGUAGUCUAAAGAUGUCUAUAAAUUUGUCAGACACCUGAAAAAAAAAAAUCUGCAUUUUUGAAGAUGUGAUUGAUUGCACCACAAAACGCUUUUAAGGAAAUCACAGGGUUAUAGAAUGUUUUGUUUAAGAGGAGUUGACAGAUAGCUCCUAUGUUGCACAGUCUGUCUAGCAUGCUAUGAGAAUAAAGUUCUUAUGAAAUGA
Messenger RNA from Oncorhynchus mykiss (rainbow trout), 4754 nucleotides. Its product is annotated as zinc finger RNA-binding protein. Lineage: Eukaryota; Metazoa; Chordata; Actinopteri; Salmoniformes; Salmonidae. Gene Ontology annotation, cellular component: precatalytic spliceosome. The record is from RefSeq and is a predicted model, not a curated record. Gene Ontology annotation, molecular function: double-stranded RNA binding; zinc ion binding; single-stranded RNA binding.